Messenger RNA from Contarinia nasturtii (swede midge), 485 nucleotides. RefSeq lists its product as uncharacterized. The record is from RefSeq and is a predicted model, not a curated record. The coding region runs from base 59 to 391 and encodes 110 amino acids. The transcript is spliced from 3 exons. Lineage: Eukaryota; Metazoa; Arthropoda; Insecta; Diptera; Cecidomyiidae.
UUUUUUUUCAUAAAUCGCAACCAAUUUUUGUGAUUUCUCGGCGACAAGAUAAUAAAAUAUGAAAUUAUGGUCAUGGCUACUGUCCAUAUCGAGUCAAAUGAUUUUAUUUUUCGGAAUACCUUCAAAACUAUAUUCAUCUCCGACAUUAACUUCAAUUGAGAUGGACAAUGACCACAAUCGAUUGAAAUCAUCAAAUGAUACAUUAAUAUUUGCACACGUUCUGUAUCGUCACGGUGACAGAAAUAUCGAAAGAACCUUUCCGAAUGAUCGAUGGGGCGCAGAAUGCAAUUGGUUGGGUGCAAUUGAACCAAAUAGCACGGUGGAAUACAUUGCUACUUUUCGCUAUAAAACACAUACAGACACUCCGAUAACUGCUCGACUCAAAUCGUGAUUUUUAUUGAAAGAAAUGUUGGAGCGUUUUUCGCAAAAAAUCAAUUCGACAUUGCAACCAGAUCGAACGCUUCAUCUUUAUUCUUGUCAUGAUA